UUUAAUUCCCACAAACCAUCGCGCUUGUAUAAAUUGCACGUGCGAAAACUGUUCGGUCUUUUAAACCUCAAUUGGCGUUUAUUUCGCACAUAGUUGUUCGCCGUUACGUUUUCAGGAACAACAUAGCAAAAUGUCUGAGGGUAUCGAAGCUCUUCAAUUGAAAGAGGAAGAUGUGACCAAAUUUCUUGCCAGUGGUGCACACCUAGGAGCUCAAAAUGUUGAUAGACAUAUGGAAAGUUAUGUCUAUAAACGAAAGUCUGAUGGGAUUCACAUUAUCAACCUUAGACAGACAUGGGAAAAACUUGUCCUGGCCGCAAGGGUUAUUGCCGGAAUUGAAAACCCUGCAGAUGUCUGCGUGAUCUCUUCCCGUCCCUAUGGAACAAGAGCUGUACUUAAAUUUGCACAAGCAACUGGUGCAACACCUAUUGCUGGUAGAUUUACCCCUGGUACUUUCACCAAUCAAAUUCAAAAAGCUUUCCGUGAACCACGUCUUCUUGUGUGCACAGAUCCUCAAACUGACCAUCAAGCAAUCACUGAGUCUUCAUAUGUCAACAUUCCAGUUAUUGCUUUGUGCAACACUGAUUCCCCAUCAAAACAUGUCGAUGUUGCUAUUCCUUGCAACAAUAAAGGUAUUCAAUCCAUUGGAACAAUGUGGUGGAUGUUGGCACGCGAGGUUUUGUACUUGAGAGGAAUCAUCAGUCGCAAAACUCCAUGGGAUGUUAUGCCCGAUUUGUAUUUCUUCCGAGACCAAGAAGACAUUGAAAAAGAGGAACAAGCUGCUGCACUUGCUGCUGCCAAACCUGAAGAAACUUACACUCAGGAUUGGGCUUCUGCACCUGUUGACACUGGAGAUUGGGCUGAAGCUCCAGCAGCUGCUACAACAACAUCAACUGAUUGGGCUUCUGAUCCUGUCCAAUCAAAGGACUGGUCUGCUGACCCAGUAGCAACAUCAAAGGUUGAUGAUUGGGGAGCACCAAAAGCUGCUGGGUGGCAAGCAGAUGAACCAGGCUCGACUGCUGACUGGGGUGCAUCCAAUACGGAAGGAGAUUGGGGAGCAUAAACUCACUAUGUAAUAGCUUCAAUACCAUAAAAAGAAAUGUUAAACAUUUUCA
Hydractinia symbiolongicarpus is the source of this 1112-nucleotide messenger RNA. RefSeq names its product 40S ribosomal protein SA-like. Gene Ontology annotation, cellular component: cytosolic small ribosomal subunit; ribosome; 90S preribosome. The transcript has 5 exons. The record is from RefSeq and is a predicted model, not a curated record. NCBI's taxonomy places the organism in Eukaryota, Metazoa, Cnidaria, Hydrozoa, Anthoathecata, Hydractiniidae. Gene Ontology annotation, biological process: cytoplasmic translation; ribosomal small subunit assembly. The coding region runs from base 131 to 1060 and encodes 309 amino acids. Gene Ontology annotation, molecular function: structural constituent of ribosome.